UGCGGGCUGACGGCGGCGUGUUGUCAUGCGUUUCUGCUCUCUAACCAUCUCCUGCUGUCAAAGAGUCGCAUUAGGAUACUUUUGUUCCACCAAACCUUCACUUCACGUUACAUAAGGAGACGUUACCCGGCGUCACGUCGCAGCCGGCCUUUCUGCGUCGGUUCGCGAGUUCGGCCUGCUGACGUGGCGUUGAUCUGGUAACGGCAGUAAAAGAGCCGCGCGGACUAAACGAGUCAGAAAACAGCAGCCGGAGGAAAAGCUGAACACUUCUCCUCAAGUUAGGAGAGUUUAUUUAAGACGCUUCUGUAAAAGCCGUUUCCUGUCUUCAGUUAGUUCCUAUCACCAUGGUUACCCAGCGGUUAGGAUAGGAUCUGCUGGUUCCUGAAAUGCGGCCCCAGCAGCGAAAAUGUUACCAAAGUACCAGCGGGUAUAAUCAGCAAAAUGUACUUCAUGUCCAGUACCUGUAGUACUGUUAUAUAUGAGAGUAUUACUAUUCGUCAUCAGUGAAGUAAAGCAGGAUGUUGCUCCACCAGGCCACAACAGGAGCCCGAGGACGCUAUGAGGUCACAGCAGGAGGUCACGAGGUCACAGACAUAGGAAGGGUACUUUAAAUAGACCCCCAGACUGGGUCAUGUGACCAAAGGCUAAAUUUAUGUGACUGCUCUGAGGUCAGAUUUCAGCCGAGGACACGCAGCAUGGAGGACGGCUGCUGCUACAAGCUGCUGAACGAGCCAACUCGUUAAUAAUCAAACAGGAUGAUCAGAGGGAGGAUGCAGCUGCAGGUCAGAGGUCAGAGGUCAUCCUACCUGUGACAUCACAGGGCUGACAGGAAGUGGUCGCCAUGGUGGGCGUGGCGGCGUGCGGCUCGGUGAGAUCCAUCAAGGCUCUGUGGGAGACCAGGAUCAGGAGGAUCCAGGAGGAGCAGCAGGAGGAAGAGGAGCAGAGGAGGAGGAUGGCGAGGGGCGGGGCCACAGGCAGACUGAGUGUUGGCGUUUGGGAGGACCGGGCGGCUCUGGCUCGGCUGAAACAGAAGCUGCAGACUGAAGACGGACGCCUGGUCCUCCGGAUCGAACAGGAGGAGUGGAAGUCGUUGCCUGGCUGUCUGGUCCAGCUCACUCAGGUCCAGGAGUGGCAGAUUCACCGGGCUGGACUGCAGAAGAUCCCUCACUUCAUCUCCAGCUUCCAGAACCUUUUAGUUCUUGAUCUGUCCCGCAACGGGGUCACCGAGAUCCCCAAACAGAUCGGGAAGCUGACUCGGCUCAGAGAGCUCCUGCUGAGCUUCAACAGAGUCCACUUUGUUCCUGAAGAGCUGAGCUGCUGUGAGAGCCUGGAGAGACUGGAGCUGGCCAUGAACCGGGACCUAAACCAGCUGCCAGACCAGCUGAGGAACCUGAAGAGGCUCCAGCACCUGGACCUGUCCAUGAACGCCUUCACCUGCGUGCCGGACUGCGUGGUCGGGCUGCCGGCGCUGGAGUGGCUCGACAUGGGAGGAAACCAGCUGCAGCACUUACCUGAAGACAUUCACAGGAUGGAGAUGCUGCACACUCUGUGGCUGCAGAGGAACCGACUGGAGAAACUCCCAGACAACAUCAGCAGGAUGGCGAGCCUUGACACGCUGGUUCUCAGCAGCAACAGACUGCGAGACAUACCCCCUCUGAUGGAGGGCAUGUCCAAGCUCAGCAGGUUUGUGAAUUUCCGGGACAACCCUUUGACCCUGAAUGUGACGCUGUCGUGCAGGAAGACAAAAACCGAGGUCGAUGAAGACGACAGUGAAGAGGACAGAGAGAUGUUUGGACGAGAGUUCAUGCAGAUGUACAUCCAGGAGUCCAGAAAGAGAGCGUACGCCGUGCUCAACGUGCACUGUGCCCACCAUUAGUACCAACACCACUUCCCAGUCGGAUUCAGCAGUGAGGAAACGCUCGGGAGUUCAGCCCACAGUCACUAUCGUGCACCUGAGAGCCUUCACUGUGGAUUAUUCAGAAGAAAACUCCAGAGGGACUUGGAUUUUUAUCAGGGUUUUUCUGAUUUUCGAUCUUGGAAAUUUGUCACUUUCAUCUUGGAUUUUUUUUCUCUGUUUAGGCUAGGCCUAUUAACCCCUGACCCUGGCUCUGUAUUUUUUGGACACGUAAAAUGGUCAAUCUAAAUAUGGCAAAACUCUUAGAAGGAUUCAGUUGCAGCCUACAGAUGGGCUCCAUCUCAGAAACUGGCCCAUUAAGUACUUCAGAUCUCCUCCCUAAAUCACAGCUCGGCUGCAGAGGACCAAGUAUUAAUACUUCUCCUCAGUAACGCUGAGUACAGAUGGUGUGUAUUAAUACUUCUCCAGCUUCUUAGCCCAGGUAACACCUUAAAAUGAGGCUUCUGCAAAACGUUUAAAAGUAUCUAAAGUGAGUAGAUUGUAUUUUUAUUGUAUGACAGUGCUGACAGCUGUCGACUUUCUAUCAAGUGUUUUUCUGGUCUGUUUGGAGUUAAUUUGCGAGCAGCUUGUAAAGCAACAUGUUUUAUGGGAAAAGAUCAUAGAGGUUCGUUAAACACGGUCUGUGAUUUAUGAAGCUGCUAUUUAAAUGUCAUCUUUGAAUCUUUAAUGACCCCGAGGUAUUUAAAACUGUUAACAAAAACAUCGGGUUGAUGAGAAAUACAGUUUUGUUUACAUUCAAGUGUAAACAUGAAUUAUUUAACCAGUUAGAAACCUGACUCAUGGAUGCAGUUGGUCUGUUUGCAGCUUGUUUGUUUUUAGCAUGCACAUAUCGAACCGUGUCGUCAGCAUACAGUCGUAUGUUGCUAAAGUCAGGGCGCUAACAUACAAGCUAAACAGCUGGGGCCUAGCAUUGACCCUUGGGGAACACCAAUAUUACAAUAUGUCAAUACGUACAGUUUGCUUCCUGUUAGUUAAAUAUGAGUUCAUCCAUUUAAUUGCAUCCUUGGAAAAAUUCUAAAAGGAAAGCUUUGAGAGGAAUACCUCAUGGUGUGUAUUAUUUAAUGAAAUACAUGCAAAUAUACUACAUGUUGCCUUUUAGUUUGUGCUUUAACAUUUCCACUGUGAGCUUCCACAAAGAUGCUGAUGUUGUUGUGACAGCGUACAGCUGUUUGACCAUGUUGACUUCACUGGUCCUGGUGCAGGUUCUGGUUCUGUCUGUAAACUGUGAGCACCCCGCUUCCCCCAGUUAAUCCUCCUGUGACCCUUAGUGGGGCCCAGAGCCGCAGAUUUGAAACCACUUUGCACCAAAGUGACGACGAAACACAGUUUGUAUUUUGUUUACGAUAUUAACAGCAACAACAAUGAUGAUAAUCUUUAACAUAUUUAUUACCAAAAUGAAGGAAACACGUUUCUUUGUUUCAGACGUGAACGACAGCUGAAAUCUUGUCUGAGUUUCUUCUUGUGGGCUUUUCCUGAAUCAGUGAAGAAGAAGAUGAGGCUGAGGCAUUGAGGGUUCUCCAGCUGUUCCCUGGAGAACUUCUUCUUACAGACUGAAACAUGUGAAAGCAGCCGGAUCACCAGCCGGAUCACAGGCGGGACUCCUUUAAUGCAAACAGAACCUUUGAGUCUGAAAUAAAAACAGUUGUAGAACCUCA
Molecule: messenger RNA, 3570 nt
Organism: Micropterus dolomieu (smallmouth bass)
Lineage: Eukaryota; Metazoa; Chordata; Actinopteri; Centrarchiformes; Centrarchidae
Gene: lrrc39
Product: leucine rich repeat containing 39
Exons: 9
Coding region: 842-1876 (344 amino acids)
Molecular function (GO): protein binding
Source: RefSeq, a predicted model, not a curated record